Messenger RNA from Scylla paramamosain (green mud crab), 4746 nucleotides. Its product is annotated as angiogenic factor with G patch and FHA domains 1-like. Bases 339 to 3497 code for a protein of 1052 amino acids. The transcript has 10 exons. The record is from RefSeq and is a predicted model, not a curated record. NCBI's taxonomy places the organism in Eukaryota, Metazoa, Arthropoda, Malacostraca, Decapoda, Portunidae. Gene Ontology annotation, molecular function: nucleic acid binding; protein binding.
AUAGCAGUCAGUGUUCGCGAUGACGUAAUCCCGAUCCGGAUUGCCACCAAAACAACAACAAGCAGCCACCAACCAUACCACGUUGAAUGCCCCGCCGCUCUUCAACUAAAUAGCAAAGCCUUAUCAAUUGAGAAAGGCUGAUCCCCACAUCGGAGAAUAUAAACUAAAGAAACAUAGAACAAAUUCGGAACUGUUCCCUUAAUCAUUUACAAAUUCGUAGCCUGAGUCAUUUGCCGUGGAAAGUUAAGAUCAGUUGUUUCUAGGAGUGAGCGUAACCCAGACCUGAGGAAGAACUGUUGCCUUGGUUUGAUCUAAGUAGUGGUGAUAAUAGUACAGAAAUGGAGGAAGAGGACUGUCCCAACACCUCGAGCAGUCAACCCACUCCACAAAGCCCAAAGGAGAUAGAUGAGAGAGACACACCUAACCUAACAGAAACGCCCCUUCCUAGUCAGAGCUUUGACGUGGAUCAGACUGGCACGUCUAACCUAGGAGAGGUGCACCAGCUCAGUCAGUCCACUCCACAGAGCUCAAUGGAUCAGAGUGGUUCACCUAACACUGAGGAAGCAUCCCUAUCCAGACAAUCCACUCCGCAAAUGCCAGAGGAGAUGGAUCAGAGUGACUUGUCUAAUCUAGAAGAGCCUUUGUCUGGACGGUCCAUCCCACACAGCCCAGAGGAGAUGGAUCAGAGUGGCACACCUAAAUUAGAACACUUUUCUAGUCAGUCCAGUGACCUUACAUUAAAUAAGGAAAGUCUAGAUAUAGAGAGUAAGGACAGCACCAUAAUAUCAACCACUGAGGACACCACAUCAUGCCCUAUAGAGGCGCCUGUGUCCUUAUGUAAUGAGUUCACUAGUGAUAGCAACUUAAAUAUGCAAAGUGAGGGUUGCACUACUGCUUCAGUAAGUCAGGACACCAUAUCAUGUCCAGAAGUGUCCACAUCAGUCAACCAACCUACUGACAAUAAUAUAACCACUGAGAGUGAGGACUGUGCCGUCACACUUAAUUCUCAUGCUGCCAUUCCAUCUCCUGUGGCACCUCUACCUAACCAGGAAGAGGGUGUGCCAGGGCUUGUGACACCAUCUACCCCUUCACAUGUUGGAACAACUUUAUCAACCACAGACAACCUCACAAAUAUCUCCAGUCAGGACAGCAAUAAUGGCCAUUCAAGAUCUGGACAGAAAGUUAAAAGAGGUCUAAAGAGAAAGAUUCCAUUAGCAAAUAAAGGCAUUCAGACCUCGAUUCAUCUUCUGGAUUCCAACAGUACCUUUCGUGAUCGCAUCGUUGACCUUGACACCUUAAGGAAAGAAACUGGCGUGAUGUGCAUAGAGUCUCUGCAGGACCUAGAUGUAUCCCUGGAUGAGUGGCCCAUGCUCCUGGUGAGUCAGCUGCGGCUUCGUGACACCAUCAUCAACAACCUGAAUGGUGUUAUCCGAGAGCUGGUGGAAGGUGGGCAGGUGCUGGAGCAGGACCUGGACUACCUCAAGCUGAAGGUCUUGGAACUGCAACAGGAGACAAAGAGGAGAGCAAAAGAAGAUAAGCAAAGCCAAAAAAGUCCAGGGAAGGAGACAGAGAGCCAGACAACGGAGGAGGACUUUGCUGAGGCAUGGAGCAAGUGGUACUAUGGCUGUUGGGGAGAGUACUACAGUGAGAAUGAUCCCACCUCCUCUAUGUAUUGGCCAGGCCACUACACACAGCAAGCUACUGUAGCAUCCAAAGACACUAGAGAGGAAGAAAUAAAGCAGGAAGUGGUAGAGAAGGAGCAGGGAGAAGAUACAGGUAAGCCACAGGAAGAACUGAAUAGUGAAAGUGACAGUGUGAAGAAGAAGAAGAAGAAGAAAGAAAAAGAGAAAGAGAAAGAAUCCUCUCAUACAAAGUUAGAAAGGAGGAACUCAGAAAAGAGGAAAAAACUGAAAGGUAAAAGGAAGAAAUACAAAAGAGAAAAUUCCAACUCAGAAAAAAUUAGUGUAGAGAAACAAGAUAAAAGAACACACAGUACAGAUGAAAAAAUUAAAAAUAAAGAAAAGGCAGGGCAUAAAAGGAGAGGAACAGAAAAUAAUAACAAGGCUCAGAUCACUGAUUCACCAGUAACCACUCAACCAACCCAGGAGGCAAUUACCAGUACUGCAUCCACCACUGAGCUGAAUGGGACAGAGGGGAAGGACGGCAAAGUUCAUGGGUGGGACACAUCGCAGAGCAUCUCCCAGCAGGUGGCGUCAGUGGCAGCACAAGCAGUGGUAGACAGUGGCUAUGUCUUCCAGGAGGAGUUGGGUCUGUACUAUGACUACAACACCGGUUACUACUACAAUGCUGAAAAUGGGCUUUAUUAUGACACCAAAAGCGGGACUUACUUCUACUAUGAUCACACCACUCAGAGCUAUCAGUUCCACUCCCAGGUCAGCCCCACUGCCACCAACAACAACAAGAAAAGCCGUAAACGAAAGACAGCUAAAAAGGAAAGAACCAAAUCAUCAAAUAAGAAUGAAGAUACAGAAGAUAGAGAAGAAGGAGAAUGUACAGAAUCAGAUGGUGAAGAUGAUGAUGUAGAGGAAGAGGAUGAAAAGGAAGAGGAAGAGGAGGAAGACACAGCCUCACCAGUUCAACAUGAAGAAGAGCCACCAGGGGGAGGAGACAUCCCGCCCUCACUGCGGCUGAUGGUGGUGGAGGGCGGGGAGCGAGUGCGUGUGGGGGAGCUGCACGUGGUGACCCUGAAUGGGGGAACAGUGGGCAGGGAGUCAACAAAUGAUGUUCAUCUUCCUGAUCUUAAUGUGAGCAAGAUGCAUGCAGAGAUUGAGUAUCGCAGCACAGGAGCCGAGGAUCACCACUACUUCCUUCGUGAUCUUGGCAGCAACAAUGGCACUUUUGUAAACAGCAUGAGACUCAGUGAGGCACGGCAACCCAGCAAGCAGGUGGAGGUGGGUCAUGGGUGGGAGGUGCAGUUUGGCCCCAUUAAGGUCAAGUGUCACCUGCACCCUGGUAACCUGACCUGCAAUGAGUGUGAGCCAGGCUUGGUGCUGCAGGCUCUUCCCUCAGACAAGCCAGGAGAAGCUAUUGCCUCCUUCAAGAAUGCAAAGUCCAAGGAGAAAGCAAGGAGAAAAGAGCUAAAGGCCAUGCAGAAAAAGUACAAGCUGACUCACCGUGACCCUCAGUCCUCUGCCCCUGCUGCUGGCUACACUGACCGCACCCUCCUCCGUCAGACCGAAAAAGGCUCUGACAAUCCUUAUGAAAAGACUGAAGUGGCGUCCUCAGAGAUUCCCCUCAAGAAGACCAACAAAGGGUUUGCUCUGCUGCAGAAGAUGGGGUGGUCACAGGGCCAAGGUCUUGGCAAGACUAACACUGGAAUAACAGAACCUGUGCAGCCAGUGAGUGUGGUGGGACAAGCAGGCCUAGGAAGCUCUCAGGUGCCUGCCUUACCGACCCCUGAUCCCUGGGCAGAGAGGAGGAGGAAGCAGCUGCAGAUCACAAAGGAACGCUACAAGCAGUCCUCGUCAGGCCAUUAGCCACUGCCGAUGAGACAUUUCUUGUGGAUGCCAGUGUCACAUGCUCUAGUACUCUGGCAGCAUUCCAUAAGUUACUUCUGUGAUGUGAAAUUACUUUAAUUUGCUUGGUGGUGUGGUGGUUCAUAGUCUUGAUUAAAAAUUGAGACUCCUUGUUUGGGCAGGGGUAAUCUGGAUACAUCUCCUUCCAUGUUACAGUGGGUUAGUGAAGUUAGUGCAUAAUUCCGUGUUCUCAGGAAACCUUUCUUUGCCAUAUCUACUUAAGCUUGUAUACAACACUUCAUUCAGAUGCCCUUCAGCUCCCAACAAUCAGAUUACAACUCCACAGACAUUUAGGGAGGCUUGCUGAGAACAGAAAAGUAAUGUCUAAUCCAUCACUGUCGGUUUCAUUGGUUUCCUCUGCAUAGCACCUGUUCAUCUAUUAGAACCUAGUCAAGGAAUCAAGACCUCACUGCCUGGCAGAAGUAGAUGGCUAGCAAUCCUCUCCUUCUGUAUGUGUAUUUUCCUGCUGGAGCAGGCUGCCAGUCCUGCCUUACUGUGGGUGUGGAGGUGCAUAUAGGAGUCCUGGUAGCAAAAGACCAGACACCACACCAUAGAAAAGAGGUAAGGUAAAAACAUUAAAGACUAUUACUAAUAAUGAUGGCAAUAAUUUUCUGAAGAUCUCUGUCAUCAGUGCCUCAGUCAUAGAAUUAUGGGAUUAUCAUUUGUAGAUUUUGAGAACUGUAUAAAAGUGCCUGUCUGAACUCUCCUGAAGCAGCACCUGUCCCUGCAAAGUCCUUCUCCAUGCUGUAUUUUCAGGCCAAAGCAUAAAACUCAGGGUGUUGUAUUUUAUGAUCAUCACUCCAAAAAUGAUUCAUUUUCUUUCAGUGGACAUAUCUUCCAUGUUCACUUCCAUUACUUUCACCUCUCAUAUGACCAUUCUCCAUGAUGUGAAUGCUAAACCACUGACUUCUGUUCAAUAUCCAGGUUAUGGUAUCCUUAAGUGCCCUGCAUUUACUUGUUUGUUUAUUUAUUUAUUUAUUUAUUUAUUUAUUUAUUUAUUCAUUUAUUAUUAUUAUUAUUAUUAUUAUUAUUAUUAUUAUUAUUAUUAUUAUUAUUAUUAUUAUUAUUAUUAUUAUUAUUAUUAUUAUUGCUGUUAUUGUUGUGCCUGGACUCCUGGGGUAUAGCUUGAUGUUCCACAAGACUAUCUCUUUCCACCAGGGGCUGACAGGGAUAAGGGUGUGAGUGGUGUGUGUGUGUGUGUGUGUGUGUG